AAACCAAGCAAUCCGCCUCAUCCCAGCUCGUCACGAUGCUCGCGACCGCCUCGCCGCACCUUCAGGCGGCCGCGCGCCGCCUCUUCCUGGCUGUACCCGUGAAUCAGGGCUGCAGUAGCAUCCGCCUCCCGCGCAGAUGCUUCGGCCGGUACGCGUCGGUGCGCGCGGCGUCGGUGACCGCCCCGCCCGCGAAGGAGGGGGCGGACGACCUGGGGUUCCUGGAGAUGUCGUCCGGGACGCGGCGACGGUACUACAUGCUUGGGGGCAAGGGUGGGGUCGGGAAGACGAGCUGCGCGGCGUCGUUGGCCGUGCGGUUCGCCAACAACGGCCACCCGACCCUCGUCGUCUCCACCGACCCUGCGCACUCGCUCAGCGAUUCCUUCGCACAGGAUUUGAGUGGCGGGACGCUCGUGCAGGUCGAGGGCCCUGAUUCACCUCUGUUUGCGCUUGAGAUAAAUCCUGAAAAGGCCCGGGAGGAGUUUCGGACAGUAAGUCAAAAAAAUGGAGGAACAGGAGUAAAAGAUUUCAUGGAUAGCAUGGGCCUUGGGGUGCUUGUUGAGCAGCUUGGAGAGUUAAAAUUGGGGGAAUUGUUGGACACACCACCACCUGGCUUGGAUGAAGCAAUUGCAAUUUCUAAGGUUAUGCAAUUCCUUGAAGCACAAGAAUACAGCAUGUUUAGUCGCAUUGUAUUUGACACUGCCCCUACGGGCCAUACACUCCGGUUAUUAUCCUUGCCAGAUUUCUUGGAUGCGUCCAUUGGGAAAAUCUUGAAGCUGAGGAGUAAGAUUGCUUCUGCAACAUCAGCUAUUAAAUCAGUAUUUGGACAAGAGGUCCAACAGCAGGAUGCAGCGAACAAAUUAGAGCAACUCAGAGAAAGGAUGGUCAAAGUAAGAGAGCUUUUCCGCGACACGGAAUCAACAGAGUUUAUAAUCGUGACAAUCCCAACGGUGAUGGCAAUCAGUGAGUCAUCAAGACUGCAUUCUUCGUUGCAAAAGGAAAGUGUUCCUGUAAGGAGACUCAUUGUGAACCAAGUUCUGCCACCUUCAACAUCGGACUGUAAAUUCUGUUCUAUAAAAAGAAAGGAUCAAACGCGUGCAUUGGAUAUGAUACGGACUGACCCAGAGUUAAAAGGUUUGAACAUUAUCCAAGCACCUCUUGUGGACAUGGAGAUUAGAGGUGUUCCGGCUCUCAAUUUUUUGGGUGAUAUACUGUGGAAGUAACUUCAGUUAUGGGAAACAGGAUCGCUUAUAAGGGUGCUUAAUUGGCCAAUAUCACUGUUAGCCUGCUGCACAAUUGCACUGCUCUGCAACUAGCAAUCUGUGGGCUCUUCUGGUUGUUUCCAGCUAACAAUUGCACAAUAAGCUUAAGUUGUUUCCAGCUACAAUACAGCACAACACAUUCUCCAUGGUGCGUUAAAUCUGAGUAGAAAGCACCAAAUUGGAGGGUUUUGCUGCACUCCUGCACUAGCAUUUGAUGACCUGUUACUCUUGGCAGUGAUGCAGAUUGGAUUUAGCCCCAAAUUAGGCUAAUUGAAGUGAAAUGCUGUAAUAUUUAUCCUUUUAUCAAUUAUCCCCAAGAUUAAUAGCAACACUUGUGGCCUUUUGGUUCGGCGACUUUGUAAAACUCUUCGUUUCUUAUGUGCCAUCUCAAUUUUGUACAA
This is a messenger RNA of Zea mays, 1660 nucleotides long. Its product is annotated as arsenical pump-driving ATPase. Gene Ontology annotation, cellular component: GET complex. Gene Ontology annotation, molecular function: ATP hydrolysis activity; ATP binding. The record is from RefSeq and is marked provisional. Gene Ontology annotation, biological process: tail-anchored membrane protein insertion into ER membrane. NCBI's taxonomy places the organism in Eukaryota, Viridiplantae, Streptophyta, Magnoliopsida, Poales, Poaceae.